CAAUAGUUUUCAGGUGGAGUUUCUGAGUUUGCUGUUUUCAUUUGCUUCAAAUAGCUUUUUAAAUUUCUUCUUAACGUUUUGAAUUAUCAUUGUGAACAAUGACUGUGACCGGUAUGUGGUGAAUGACAUUAUUUGGCUAAAGAUCAAAAACAACCGACAUUAGUGAGUGGAACCCUAAUAAUCUGUGUUCGUGUGUGUAUGGUGAAAGCUUUUUCGUCGAUAUGGUCUUUUUUGGGUUAAAAGGUAUGAUUGCUAAGUAUUAAACUUAGCAUUUUAGAGCCAUAUUUCUUGUGUAGUUCCUCUGUGCUAUUUGAGCUGAAACUUGCCGAAGUCUUCCUUUGGAUAACGUAAAAAAAAUUGAAACAAUAGGUAAAAUGACUCAAAUGACCCAAGAAGAAAUAAUAACUAACACCAAAACUGUUAUACAAGGCUUGGAAGCCUUGAAAAAUGAACAUAACUCUAUUUUAAAUGGACUCCUUACAUCACUAAAAGCUGUGCAGCAAGAAAAGCCCAAUGACAGCAAUGUUGUUGAAGAAAAAACUUCAAUAAUAAAGAAAACUCUUGAAUCAAUUGAAUUGGGAUUAGGUGAGGCUCAAGUAAUGAUGGCUCUUGCUGGUCAUUUACAAACAGUUGAAGCUGAAAAACAGAAACUUAAAGCUCAGGUUCGACGACUUUGUCAAGAAAACGCAUGGCUACGUGAUGAAUUAGCUAACACUCAGCAGAAACUUCAAGCUUCUGAGCAAAUGGUUGCUCAACUAGAAGAGGAUAAAAAGCAUUUAGAAUUCAUGAAUGCUUUGAAAAAAUAUGACAAUGAAACAGGAUCUGAAGAAAAUUUUCCUGAAAAGAAACCAGAUAGUGAAGAACCUCUAAAUUUAGGAUUUCCUGAAGAUGAUGAUGACAGUGCACAUCAUGAAGCUCUCUCACCAACUCCAUCAACACAGAUGUCUGUUUCCGCUAAUGCAGGCUAUGAAAUUCCAGCAAGAUUGCGCACAUUGCACAACUUAGUAAUUCAGUAUGCCUCUCAGGGAAGGUAUGAAGUAGCUGUUCCUCUAUGUAAGCAAGCACUAGAAGAUCUGGAGAAAACUAGCGGUCAUGAUCACCCUGACGUUGCAACUAUGCUUAAUAUUCUCGCUUUGGUCUACAGGGAUCAAAACAAAUACAAAGAAGCUGCAAACUUGUUGAACGAUGCACUGGCUAUCAGAGAAAAAACUUUGGGUGAAAAUCACCCUGCAGUUGCAGCAACUUUAAACAAUUUAGCAGUUUUGUAUGGGAAACGAGGAAAAUAUCGAGAAGCUGAACCAUUAUGUAAAAGAGCUUUAGAAAUUAGAGAAAGAGUGUUAGGUAAAGAUCAUCCUGAUGUUGCAAAGCAGUUGAACAACUUGGCUUUACUUUGCCAGAACCAAGGAAAGUAUGAAGAAGUAGAACGAUAUUACCAGCGUGCUCUUGAAAUCUAUGAAAAAACAUUAGGACCUGAUGAUCCGAAUGUUGCCAAAACUAAAAAUAACCUGGCUUCAGCAUAUUUAAAACAAGGUAAAUAUAAAGAAGCUGAAAUACUGUAUAAACAAGUUCUCACAAGAGCUCAUGAAAGAGAAUUUGGUAGUAUUGAUGGUGAAAAUAAACCUAUUUGGCAAGUUGCUGAGGAACGCGAAGAAAAUAAAAAUAAGCAAAAAGAAAAUUCCCCUUAUGGUGAAUAUGGUGGCUGGCAUAAAGCAGCGAAAGUAGAUAGCCCAACAGUAGCUACAACUUUAAAAAACUUAGGAGCCCUGUAUCGGAGGCAGGGCAAAUAUGAAGCUGCUGAUACCCUUGAAGACUGUGCUUUGAGGGCCAGAAAAGAGGCCCUAGACUCCGGCAGGCAGGGUAAGUCACCUCAUUUUUUAAGUGCUGAGCUGACUGCUAUUCCAAAGGACAAGCGACGGUCCAAAGAUUUCAGCCGAAGAGGCUCUCGAGAAUCUCUAGACAGCAUGGCGUAUGAUCAUUGUGAAAAUGAAGACACAAAUGGAAAACUCAAACGAAGUAGCAGCUUCAGCAAAUUGAGGGCAUCAAUACGACACAGUAGUGCCAAGCUCCUACUUAAACUGAAGGGGGAUCAGUCUGCGUAUGGUGACAUGGAAAGUUUUGCAGCAAGAAUGAAACGAGCCAGCUCAAUGUCAGUGCUUAAUUCAGAUGAACAGGUGAAAAGUAACUUGAUGAGCAUGCGAUCGAAAACAGCAAGCACAGACCAACUACGAAGUCGAGACACUCAUUAAAAACCACCCCGCAUAGCUAUUAUUUUUUAGAAAUUAGACUUUUAUUUGAUCUCUUGCACUUUAGUACAUCGCUAGCAAUAUUUAAUUGAAAAGUGUCAGGGUUAACUACAUAGGAAUGUACAUAAGCAGAAGAUAGUUUUGACAAGGAAAAUUGAUUGUCAGUUGUUGCAGUAAAUUAACAUUGUACAUAGAUUUUUUUUUUUCGUUUUAAACUCCUCACCAUCAGAAAUAUUGCUUUAGAUUUAAAUACUACUAAGUAAACUAUGGUAUUUCUUUGAUUUUCAAACCAUAAACAUUAAAUAUGAUUGCUUCUUUAUAUAUUUUUCAUAUAAGUUUGAAUGCAUACUUGCCAACUUUUAAGGAUUAGGCAUAAAAUAUACGCAUACUAGCCAAUUUUUAUGCAUUUUGAAAACCUGUUGCAUCUGCUUCUGUAAAACUCAUACACAUUUGUUGUUAUGUGAUUCUAACACAUAAACAUCACAACAUUUAAAUAUGCUAUUAUUUUUGCUCUUAUAAUUCAUAUUCUGUGGUAGAGAUGUUGUACGCUUGUCGUUUUCCGCCACUCGCAUAUUUGAAUUCAGUUGCUUCCAAAUGGGUUCCAGACAAUGCUCCUCUUAAACAUUUGAAUGUUACCAGUGUUUCACCUCGGAUUUAUGCAGAUGAAAGAAAAUACAAUUGAUUUAGAUAUUGUUUGAAAACAUGAAGAGUGGUAAAAUAUCAAAAAUGAGAAGUUUUGUUGAUAAAUUACAGAUAAGAAGAUUCAGGAAAAGUUGCUAGUUACUCAAAUUUAGUAGUCUUUCCAUUAUUUUUUCGCCUUCCUUAAAUUUUUGUUGAUCAUAUCAGUGUAUUUAAUUAAUAAAUAUUUUUGACUUAUUAACCCUUAGCACUCAUAUUUAUGCUUUGUGGGCGAUCUUAAUCUACUCUAACAAGCGAAUGAGCAGUGUCAAUGCAGAAGUUUUACUGGUGCCUAUCUUCAAAAGUUGCAAGUAUGUUUGAGUAAUAUCAAAGGAAAAUAAUCUCUUGAAGUAUUGUCAGACAUCAUUUGUGGCGAUGACUUACUCAUCAUGAAAUCAAGGAAAUACAUAGAAUCCUAAUUUUUGCAAUUUGAAGAAAUGUGAUACGUAUUUAAUUUUGUAUUGUAUGACUCGGUGCAUUCGAUGUUGUAGAAUGAUAUUUUCCCUUGCAUGGUUGAUGUAUUUGUAUAUUGUUAAUCUUUGUUUUAUUAUUGCCUGUGUGAUUAAUGGAGGUUUGGGCAAUAUUGUGUUUUUUAUUGUACAGAUAAAGUAAGCUAUAUUAGAAACGUUGAUUUUUUUCUCUAUCAUUAUAAUUUUACUAAAUGUUUUACUAAAUAUUUACUAAAUACCAUCAUAAAAAUUGAAAAAUCAUCGUUUUCAUUAAUUGAAAAAUCUGUUGAAAUACUACAUGAGAGAAAAGUAUUUUAAUGAGAAAUUUUAUUAGUAUUUUUAUUGAAAUUUAUUUAUGUAUAAUUAUUAUUAUUAUUAUUGUGUCUAUUUGAACCAAAUAUUUUGUAUAAAUUACUAUUUGUGUUAAGUCUUAAGGCCUUUUUUCUCUUCACUUGUUAUUAUUUUUUUACUUUAGUGUAUUUUCAAUUAAGCAAUUUAUAGUGAUUAAGAUUUUUAAAUAAGGUUUGGGCAAAAAAUGUUUGUGUGAAUUACACACGCUCCUAAUACUAUUACGUAUUAGGAAAACUCCCAAACCCUAAUUUUAUCUAAUUGUCGAUGCAAUCCUAAGUUGUUACAUAAAAAAAAAUUAUACAAUAAUAUUACUCUGUUUUUCAUUUAUUUAUUUUUUACUCAUUAAUAGUUCUUUACAUUUUAUUAUUAUUAUUUUUUAAUAAUAGUUCAUUUGCCAAAUACUGCUGCGUGUACUUCUUGAAUAAUGUUUAAUUUUUUAAUUGAUUUCAUGUUUCUAAUAGAUAUCUAUUUUACAUGAAACUUUUUGUAAUGCACUUUUGUAUUCAAUUAGAAUUAAUAGUAAUAGACUCAGUGUAGCAGAAAUUAAUAUUUUCACAAAAGUUUUCAUACACAUAAAUGUUUAUAUAAAACUUUUUUUUUCUUUUCAUUAAUAUUUCUCGAUUCCUAUUAUUUUAAAGUUUUUCCUUUUAAAUUAUUUUAUAAAAUUGUUAUUUACCUCUGUAUAUGUUGUUUAAACUAAUACAAUUGGAUUUUUUUUUUUUUUUUUAAAUGUAUAAAUUGGUUGAAAAAUCUAACUAUUUAACUGCGCAAGUUGUGGCAUUUGAAGUAUACAUAGGAGUUAAUGUUAAAUUAAUCUGCUAUAUUUUUACAAUUUUUUAAUUUAUUUUUUAACCUCAAUGUACUAUAUUUCUCUACCACAUGUGUACAAUUAAAGAAAAUUUGCAUGAGUUCCUAUAGUAAACUAUAAAUUCAAUGAGCCUAUUCCUCCUGUGGUUAUGUACUUCUGUAAAAUAAAUGUAUACAUACAUGUAGGUUUUUUUUUUUUCCCUCCAAAAGUUUUAUUUUCUCGUUCAUGUAUUAAAUGUGUGUGAUUGUAUUUGUUAUUUCAAAGGUUCAUGUUGAUUCCUAAAUUGUUUUAGCUGUAUGCAAAAUUCUGUAUUUCAAAAAUAUUAUCCUCACUAUGCAAAAAUUAAAGCAAGGACAUUUUUUCUUGUAAUGAAGAGUAUGCCUCUGCAAAAUUACAUUUGGGGCCUGAAAUGCUCUACAAAAUUUAAGAAAAAUUGAUGUACUUCAAGAAGUUUUUUUUUUAAGUAAAUGGAAGCGAGAUUUUUUUUUAAAUUUAAUUUAUUUUUUUGUGUUACAAUGUGAACAGAUUUUAGUAUUUUUCUAGCAACCCGUACAAAUUUUCUGAUCAAUUAUUUUGAGAUUUUUAAUUGUUUCUCUUAUAGCAUUAUGUUAGAAUACACAUUGUCUAGCAUUUAGAGGUAUUGUUAUCUUAAUCAAAUUAAUGUAAGGAAAAAUGGAAUUGUCUGCAAAGAAAAACAUGCAAAUAUACCUUGAAAUUAAAGAUGUCUAGCAGAAUAUCAAUUUUCUAUUUGGUAAAAUGUGAUGAAAACUCAGUUGUUUUUGACAAUGGGUUAAGUUCCAUUGCUAAAUGCGCUUGAAUAAUGUAACAAAACAGGUGCAAAUGGUUAACUGCUGUGUAACUGAAAUACUUUCAAUAUUAUGUUAGAAAUAUUAUUGCUUAUUUAUUUUAUUUUUUCGUUAAUUUAUGUUGCAAAAACAUAAAGAUGAAAAAAGUAAUUACAAUUUCGAAGCUUAUUUAAGAACAAAAUACCAGUAAAUUCAUUUUCUAAACUUUAUUGUUAGCACUCUGUUUAAGAGAAUGUUUUUUGUACAAACAGGUUCUUUUAAUAUUAAAAUAUGGCAUUGCAUUGAUUUCAGCGUUUUUGCUAUUAUAUCAUUUAUAAAUUUCAACUUCUUGUAAAUAUAAUUUUAUGAGUAUCUUUUAAUUUUAAAUACACAGUCACGUGCAAGAAUGUAUCCUUAGUAGUACCAUUAAAAUGGAAAUUUGUAAAUCUCACAAAAUUGAUUUUCUCAUUUACAAUUUCUGAAUCAAAUUUGCACCUUAGUUGUAACAUCUUCAUCAUAUAUAUUUAUAUAUAUAUUUCUAUAGUUCAAAAUUCGACCAUUUGUGUAAAAAAUGGUAUUGAAAGCAAGGUUUCUGAGAAGUUAAAUGUUGCCUUCACUCAUUCCAAUUCAAUGCGCAAUUUUUUUAAUAUGUGAUAUUCAGUUUGAACUUGGUUUUUUUCUUUGUGGAACUAUACAUACACAUUUGUUUUACGUCGCGUUUUGUCACUUUUAUCUUUGUUUUUAUUUAUAAAUUACUCCUAAUAAAUCUUAUUCAUGUUGAAUUGGUUGGUUAACAAAGUUUUUAUACUUCAACUAUUUAAUGUUGUGUGUAUUUUAAAAUUUUCUGUGCAAAAAAAAAAAUCAUUUCAUGCUUCCUAAUGUUUUGCUUUUUGAGUUCUGUUGGUCAGGCUUAUGUGUAUGAUAUGAAUGAAAGUCGCCUGCACAACUUAAAACAAUGCUGAAUAAUAAAAUGUGCAUGUGUUUCCUCAAAACAA
Molecule: messenger RNA, 6309 nt
Organism: Uloborus diversus
Lineage: Eukaryota; Metazoa; Arthropoda; Arachnida; Araneae; Uloboridae
Gene: Klc
Product: kinesin light chain-like
Exons: 15
Coding region: 375-2246 (623 amino acids)
Biological process (GO): microtubule-based movement
Cellular component (GO): membrane-bounded organelle; cytoplasm; kinesin complex
Molecular function (GO): kinesin binding
Source: RefSeq, a predicted model, not a curated record